This is a messenger RNA of Paramecium sonneborni, 451 nucleotides long. The record is from the annotation of a GenBank genome assembly. Lineage: Eukaryota; Ciliophora; Oligohymenophorea; Peniculida; Parameciidae.
UAAAAUUAAAGAUUCAGAUGUCCUGAAUUACUCUUCAAACCAAAUUUCAUUGGUCUUGAAGUAUCAGGUAUCCAUGAAUUAACAUUCAAAUCUAUCAUGAAGUGCGAUAUUGAUGUUAGAAAAGAUCUGUAAAUUAUUUAAAUUUAUAUCUUAGUUAUGGAAAUGUUGUCAUGUCUGGAGGUACUACUAUGUUCCCAGGAAUCCCAGAAAGAUUGAGCAAGGAGUUAACAUCACUUGCACCAUCAUCCAUGAAAAUUAAAGUUGUUGCACCACCUGAAAGAAAAUUCUCAGUUUGGAUUGGAGGAUCUAUUUUAUCAUCAUUAUCUACAUUUUAAGCCAUGUGGAUUACAAGAAGCGAAUACGACGAAAGCGGCCCAACCAUUGUUCACAGAAAGUGUUUCUGAGACAUAAAUCAUAUUAAUAUAUCAAUAUCAAUAUAGAAUAUAGCGUU